Folsomia candida is the source of this 3010-nucleotide messenger RNA. RefSeq names its product signal transducer and activator of transcription 5B. Gene Ontology annotation, biological process: regulation of cell population proliferation; defense response; regulation of transcription by RNA polymerase II. Gene Ontology annotation, molecular function: DNA-binding transcription factor activity, RNA polymerase II-specific; RNA polymerase II cis-regulatory region sequence-specific DNA binding. NCBI's taxonomy places the organism in Eukaryota, Metazoa, Arthropoda, Collembola, Entomobryomorpha, Isotomidae. The transcript is spliced from 14 exons. The record is from RefSeq and is a predicted model, not a curated record. The coding region runs from base 287 to 2854 and encodes 855 amino acids.
CACUGCACAGCCACCACCACCAAUUUCCAGGAAAAGCUCACUCACGUCGUCGUCAAUUCCCGAUCAUCACACGACGAACGAGCAGCAAAGCAAGCACAAGCAGAAAGGUAUUCUCGGAAUCAAAAUUCUCAGAAAUCUCACACAGCAGUCUCAUCGAGUGCUGGCUUUGCAAAGUGAAUGUAUUUUAGUGAGCGAGUAGUUCCAUAUACAUUUCUGAACUGACACUGGUUGCAUCUCAGAGAGAGAGGAAUAUUUUUAUGUGACUUUUUUUUGGUAAUUAAAAAAAAUGUCACUCUGGUCAAAAGUGCAGAAUUUGUCGGGGCCAGCUGUUCAAAAGGUGCACUGCCUGUAUGGUGACCAUUUCCCUAUAGAAGUUCGCUAUGUGAUGGCAGGAUGGAUAGAGGAGAGGGUCGCAAAAAUGGACCAGAUCGACCCUGACAAUCCCAGUCACGAAUCCUAUAUAGCACAAUUUGUCCAAGCGUUAAUCACAGAAUUGGAAUCGAAAGCCAAUUCAAUGGUCACGGAGGAUCCGUAUCUCAUCAGAAUCAAACUUGUCAAUGCCGCUCAAGGAUUUAGGCAACGCUACACCCUGGAUCCGCUCUCCUUGUAUCGCUACAUCCGUCACUGUCUAACAAUUGAACAAUCACUCGUGGAUUCAACGACCACACCCUCCACUGCCGCUGCUGGUGGUGUCACUAGCUCGUCGUCCUUGGCAUAUCCGCACGAAUCCCUCCCUGAUCCAAAUACAACGCCUGAAAUUAUGGAGAAAUUAUCCUUAAUUAAACACAAGACGAUGGAGACGGGGGAUAUUUUGCGAAGGAUGGAACAAGAACAGGAAGCGUUCGCGUUGAAAUGUCACGAUAGGCAAAAGCUGGAGGGGAUCAUUCACCUUCAUCGAAUGCAACAAGGACAACCACCAACUCAACAAAGUCUAACAAUUGAGAAAAAUUUCAUCGAGCAGAAACAGAGAUUAGAAUUUGAGUUGAAACAGAGGAUCACGACCCUGCUCUCCUGCAAAUCAGAAUUGGAAGAGAAAAUUUCCACCACGGUUUCCACGCUGUCCGCUUUGCAGUCCAAAAUAUUAGACGAGGAACUCACCCGAUGGAAACGGGAACAGCAAUUGGCAGGAAAUGGUGCUCCUUUGACCAACAAUUUGGAUACUCUACAAUCAUGGUGCGAGGAUUUGGCGGAACUAAUUUGGCACAAUCGUCACCAAUUAAAAGAAGUGGAACGACUUAAGCAAAACAUUCCCGUUUUCAAUCAACAAGCUGCCCUUGCAAGUGGUGGGACUGGCGGUGGCGAUAUGAUGCCUGCGUUACAGGAGAAAAUUACACAAUUAUUGAGCAGUUUAGUUACUUCGACAUUCAUCGUGGAAAAACAACCACCGCAAGUUAUGAAAACCAACACCAGAUUUACUUCGACGGUCCGCCUGUUGGUCGGAGGUCGUUUGAACGUGCACAUGACUCCACCGCAAGUGAAGGUAGCGAUUAUAUCGGAGGCUCAGGCUAACGCACUCCUUCGUCAGGAUAAGGGCGACAAGCCUUGCGAUACUUCUGGCGAGAUUUUGAACAACACUGGGACAAUGGAGUACCAUCAAGGCACCCGCCAUUUGAGCGUCCACUUUCGAAACAUGCAGCUCAAACGGAUUAAACGAGCAGAGAAAAAAGGAACAGAAUCCGUCAUGGAUGAAAAAUUCUGCCUCCAUUUCCAGUGCCAAUUCACGGUUGGGGAAAAGGAGCUCAUUUUUAAGAUCUGGACGUUGUCACUCCCAGUUGUGGUUAUUGUACAUGGAAAUCAAGAACCACACGCGUGGGCUACAGUCACGUGGGACAAUGCUUUUGGAGAACCGGGGAGGAUGCCCUUUCAGGUCCCGGAACGCGUGCCCUGGUUUCGUGUGGCUCAAGCCCUGAACGUGAAAUUCAAGUCCCUAACUGGUCGUGCACUCACGGAUGACAAUCUACGAUUUUUAGCAGAAAAAGCAUUUCGGUGCACGACACCCACUUCCCCGCAUCCAGACUAUCUGACGUGGUCGCAGUUUUGCAAGGAACCGCUGCCGGACCGAAACUUUACAUUUUGGGAGUGGUUUUACGCCAUAAUGAAGUUGACGAGGGAGCAUUUGCGUGGACCGUGGGUCGACAGCAGCAUUUUGGGUUUUGUGGGGAGGAAUCAGGCGGAAGAAAUGCUCGGACAAUGCAACUCGGGAACUUUCCUUCUUAGAUUCUCAGAUAGCGAGUUGGGAGGUGUGACUAUUGCGUGGGUUCACAGUGACCAAAAAGUGUUCUCUUUGGCUCCCUUCACUUCCAAGGAUUUAUCAACACGUUCCUUGGCUGACCGUGUGAACGACAUUGGUCACCUGAUUUAUCUCUACCCUGAUAUUUUGAAGGGUGCGGCAUUUGGAAAGUACUACACGCCCCUCCAAGAAACACCUCCCAGCGGAAAAGGCUACGUCAAGCCCCAAUUAAAAACACACAUUCCGGGCCUCGGUGACUCCCCCGAGCAUCCAGCCCCGACAUCCACUCCGACCCCAUCAUUUGCCCCGCAUUCUCAGCAGUUGGGAUCUCCCUAUUCUCAGGGUUCAAUUUCCCAUCCUUCCACCCCACUGGGUUACAAUUUUAACCCGCAUUCUCCUACUCACGGCGGUGGUGGGGCUGGGAUGAUGAACCCAUUCGAAUCAUCCGACAAUUUCGAUGGUCAAAAUAAUUUGGCAAGUGAUCCCUUCAUGGAUUUGGAGUCUUUGGAACAAUAUGCUGGGCUUAAUCUUGAUGACAUUGAUUUGACUGUCGCCAUUGACUCGUACAUGAAUUCGGUCGCUGGGAUGGCCGCCAUGGGUGGAUUCAAGCAGGAAAAGGAGUAGUUUUUAGUCACUUUGAAUUUAUUAAUUAGAGAUAUGCCUUAGUGGAGAGUGGAGAGAGAGAGGAUUUAAUAAAAAUGACAACACUCUGUACCUUGCAAUUUUCUUUUGAGAGAUUUUUAUGAUUUUUUGGGGAAUAAAAAAAUUUUGAGAAUUUCA